Amphibalanus amphitrite is the source of this 2261-nucleotide messenger RNA. RefSeq names its product lymphokine-activated killer T-cell-originated protein kinase-like. Lineage: Eukaryota; Metazoa; Arthropoda; Thecostraca; Balanomorpha; Balanidae. Gene Ontology annotation, molecular function: ATP binding; protein kinase activity. Bases 44 to 1117 code for a protein of 357 amino acids. The transcript has 5 exons. Gene Ontology annotation, biological process: protein phosphorylation. The record is from RefSeq and is a predicted model, not a curated record.
UCCUGGCGUGCAGGAGUUUGCAUUUGUUUGUAAUUCAUAUUGAAUGGAAGUGUUUACGGGUCAUCUGUCAACAUCUCUAUUUCAUAAUUCAGUAUUCACUAUGGCUGACAAUCAGAGUGACAUUUUUAAGACACCAUCAAAGCCCGCAAGAAGAAGAGCCUCAAAGCAAUGGAAUGAAAUCCUGAUUCCAGAGUCACCAAUGAUGAAGGUUAUAGGUUAUGGUACAGGGAUCAAUGUGUCGCUGCUGGAGCGCGGUACGCCGCGGCGCAUCACACAGCGCUCGCCGUGGGCCGUGAAGCGGCUCAGUCGGCGCGUGCACGUGGCGCCCGAGCAGGCGGCGCGGCUGGCGCGCGAGGCCGAGCUGCUGCGCCGCCUGCGCCACCCGUGUGUGGUCGGCUACCGCGGCGUGGCGGCCGGCUCGGCGCCCGGCUCCGUGGCGCUGCUGAUGGAGGCAGCCUCGGCCUCGCUAAUGGACCUGAUCGAGACGCGCGCCGAGUCCGAGCCGGACCCGGGACCGUUCCCGCUGAGCGCCAUCGCCACGGUGGGCCUCGACAUCGCAUCUGCUCUGCACUACCUGCACACGGACCAGCACCUGCUGCACGGCGACCUCAAGUCGGCCAACGUGCUGGUGUUCGGCGCGUUCCAGCGGGCCAAGCUGUGCGACUUUGGCGUGUCGCUGCCGCUGAACAAUCAGCUGGCGGUGACUGGCGACCAGACGUAUGUGGGCACGGAACCGUGGUCGGCACCGGAGGUGGUGUUUGACGGAGACGUCACACACAAGACGGAUAUCUACUCGUACGCGCUGACGCUGUGGGAGAUGUUCGCGCUGGAGAUGCCGCACGCCUCCGACCUGCCCGACCUGGACAACAGCGAGCUCAGCUCUGACAGCGAGAUGGACGACUCUACCGGCUCGGACGGCUACUUCGAGUCUCAGAUGGGCGUGCCGCCGCCGGUGCCUCAGCUGGGCGCCGCGCUGAUGGCCGAGUACCGUCCGUUCGUGGAGAUAUACACCGUGUGCUCGGCAGUGCGCGCGGGGGACCGGCCGGCCGCCGAGCAGUGCUGCCAUCUGUUCCGGCCGCUCUGCCCGCGCCCGGAGACGGACGGAAAGGCCGCCUGAGGAACGAGCGAGCGAGGGAGGGUUUAGUGGGAUAGGAGAGAUGGGAGGGGAGAAACGGACCAAAGGAGGAUUGAGGUAAAGAUCUUUGUGGGGUGGGAUUGAGGGCCGCCAUUGGGAAUAAUUAUUGAAUCAUUGGAGUAGGACUUGAAGCUUGGAGGAAGGGUUGAAGUUCGCUGGGAAGGGGGCAAAGACAAUCUUGGAGCAGAGGGCGCGAAUUCGUUAGGACCAGAUAUGAUUGGGCCCGCCGGGGGGGGGGGGGAGAGUAUCAAGUCCUAACGAUUGGAGGGAUGCGAUUUACGAUAAGGGCUGGGUCUAUAAGGCGGUAGUUGGGUUAGCAGUAGGGUCCGCUGGAGUAAGUAGUUAGUUAUCGGAGCUGGUACGCGGGACGGGAGGCAGCGCCGCUCGGUCUCUGGUCGGUCUGCAGCGGUGUGUAGCCUCCGCUCACUGGUGAUCCUAGCAGAGCGCCAAGCGGAUGGGGUAGUCACCGUGACUGAGUACGCCAUCCUGCGCUAACUGCGGAGAGGACCAACUGUCCAGAGGCGCCAGUCCGGUACGGAAAUGAGGGGAUAUCAGGAUACACAAAGGAUGCUGGCGUGUCACCUGAGCGUCUGUGGGGCAUUCUGAGCGGUGAGACAUGAGGCGCUCUAGAAGUUAUUCCAUCAGCAUUGUAUAUAGCCAUUCGUUUCGCUUACUUUCGCCGUGUCUUCUUCGCUAUCGACAGCUCACAAAUGUGUGACAUGAUUUAACGAAGGGUCGCACCGCUAGCUUUGCUCUGGUGUUUGUUUCAUAUUCGCUGAGUAAAUAAUUCCGUGUAUUAUGUGUAAUGUUAAUAACUUGCGUCUUCCAAAGAGUGACAAGUGAACUGCUCACACCAUCUAACAAUCACGGCAAAUGCAAACGCUACUUCGUGACAGUUCCGAUUGUACACUGAGGUUCAUUACAGUCUACAGAUUCUGUUUCCAUUUCCCGAUUCGUCAUUAUGACCCCUUCGAAUGUGAAUCGCCGUGGGUUGUUGGACUUAUAUGGCCUUGGGUUGUUGGGUGACCCAAAACGCGCGCUGGUGGAAGUCGUCCAGGAUAUUAGCCAUUUAUAUGGCCUGCUGUCGACUCGUCUCGUCAUUAAAUACAGAGCAUACUACUUUUAA